Molecule: messenger RNA, 267 nt
Organism: Protopolystoma xenopodis
Lineage: Eukaryota; Metazoa; Platyhelminthes; Monogenea; Polystomatidea; Polystomatidae
Source: the annotation of a GenBank genome assembly
AGUGGUGUUUCGAUUGAUAAUCGUGAUAAUCUGGGUCGUACUGCUUUGCACUUUGCCUCUUGGAACGGACAUGCUGAUAUCUGUCGCUUCUUACUUCAGGGUCCGCACUCUUUAAAUAUCAUUUCAGAGGCUAAAUCCUCUAUUAGUAGCCGUUUUACUCGUGCCGACGUUAAUGCGACAUCCAACGAUUGUUCUACUGCGCUCUCGAUAGCUGCUCAUCAUGGCCACCUCGCUGUUUGUUCUGUCCUCCUGAAUACUAACUUAUAA